Cyphomyrmex costatus is the source of this 3292-nucleotide messenger RNA. Its product is annotated as transcription elongation factor SPT5-like. The transcript is spliced from 12 exons. Gene Ontology annotation, molecular function: mRNA binding. Gene Ontology annotation, cellular component: DSIF complex. Lineage: Eukaryota; Metazoa; Arthropoda; Insecta; Hymenoptera; Formicidae. The record is from RefSeq and is a predicted model, not a curated record. The coding region runs from base 50 to 3271 and encodes 1073 amino acids. Gene Ontology annotation, biological process: transcription elongation by RNA polymerase II; regulation of DNA-templated transcription elongation; regulation of transcription by RNA polymerase II.
UUCCUAUUUUUGUUUUCAUAAUAGUUCGCCGCGUGCUAAUAAUCCCGAUAUGCCGAAUUCAGAAGAAGAUACAUUUGCUGCUGCAAGAAGAUCUCGAAACAGGAGUUUUUCACGAAACUUGAAAUUCAAGAAUUUAUCCAGAUCUUGCAUGAAAAUUAAAUACACAAAAAGAAAAUCAGAAGAUGUCAGCUCAGAAGAAGAAGAACCACUCUACAUAUCAGAAUUUGUGGAAUCAGAAGAAGAACCUGAAACGGAAGACUCAGACAAUAUCAGUGAAAAUAAAGAAGAGCGAGAAGUUGAACAAGAAGAAGAAGAUGAUGAUGAAGACGAAGAAGAAGAUGAUGAUAAGCGGAGAAAGAAGAAAAAGAAAAGUAGAAUUGCUAGCUUCAUCAUAGAUGAAGCUGAGGUAGACGACGAUGUGGAGGAUGAUGACGAAUGGGAAGAAGGUGCGCAAGAAUUCGGUAUAAUCGAAAAUGAAGUGGACGAAUUAGGACCGACUGCGCGUGAAAUUGAGAGACGACGUAGAAAUAUAAAUCUUUGGGAUUCGGAUGAAGAUGAAAUAGAGGAGUACCUUCGGGAAAAAUAUAGUAAAUCGACAGCCGGUUAUCGUUUUGGCGACGGUGACAAAAAAAUGAGUGAGGAAAUAAUUCAACAAACUUUAUUGCCGGGCGUGAAAGAUCCAAAUUUAUGGAUGGUAAAAUGUCGAAUAGGAGAAGAAAAAGCUACAGCACUGUUACUGAUGCGCAAGUUCAUCACAUAUCAGAAUUCAAAUGAACCUCUUCAAAUAAAAUCUGUUGUUGCAUCGGAAGGAGUGAAAGGAUAUAUAUACAUAGAAGCUUACAAGCAGUCGCAUGUAAAAGCUGCUAUUAAAAAUAUUGGAAGCCUCAGAUUCGGUACAUGGAAGCAACAAAUGGUACCUAUUAAAGAGAUGACAGACGUGCUGCGGAUAGUUAAAGAGCACACUUAUUUAAAACCUAAACAAUGGGUCCGUUUAAAACGAGGCAUUUAUAAAGAUGAUUUAGCUCAGAUUGAUUAUAUCGACUUAGCACAAAAUCAUGUUCAUUUGAAAUUGCUUCCGAGAAUCGAUUACAAUAAAUUUCGUGGCGCGUUGAGAACAGUGCAGAACGAAUCCAACGUAUCGAAAUGCAAGAAGAGCAGGCAACCAGCGAAACCAUUCAAUCCUGAAGCAAUUCGUGCUGUUGGAGGAGAAGUUGCGAAAAACGGAGAUUUCCAUAUUUUCGAAGGAAAUAAAUAUAAUCAUAAAGGAUUUCUUUAUAAAGAUUUUUCCAUAAAUAACAUUUGCGCGGAGGGUAUUAAACCUACACUUUCCGAAUUGGAAAAAUUUGAAGAAGCGCUGCAAGAUAUUGAAAUAGAUUCCAAUGAAACACCAGAAUUUGGAACAUCUGGAAAAAAAGAUCAAUUUUAUUCCUUUAGUACUGGAGAUAAAGUAGAAGUAUGCAAGGGUGAACUUAUAAAUUUACGGGGAAAAAUCAUUUCCUUGGAUGGAAACACGAUUAUGGUUAUGCCGAAACAUGAAGAACUUAAAGAAGUUUUGGAAUUCCAAGCUUCAGAAUUACGAAAAUAUUUUGUGCAAGGCGAUCACGUAAAAAUUAUAGCAGGACGAUACGAAGGCGACACAGGUAUAAUUGUUAGAGCAGAACAAAACAGAAUAGUUUUAUUCUCCGAUUUGUCAAUGCACGAACUCGAGGUUUUUCCGAGGGAUCUACAAUUGUGUUCCGAUGUGGCAACUGGUGUCGACAGCUUAGGCAAAUUCCAAUGGGGUGACUUGGUGCAGUUAGAUGCACAGACAGUUGGUGUUAUCGUUCGAUUGGAACGUGAGAAUUUCCAUGUUUUGUCUAUACAUGGGAAAGUAGUCGAAGCAAGACCGCAAGGUCUUACGAAGCUUCGCGAAAGCAGAAAUGCGAUCGCACUGGACUCUCAACAAAACAUUAUACAAAACAAGGAUAUUGUUAAAGUAAUUGACGGAAUGCAUGCCGGUCGAGGAGGUGAAAUUAAACAUCUUUACAGAAGUUUUGCUUUUUUGCACUCGAGAAUAUUCAUUGACAACGGUGGAAUAUUUGUAUGUAAGACCAGACAUUUACAGUUGUCCGGUGGAAAUAAGACAAUUUCUACUAAUUCUAUGUCACCACUACUGGUAGGCUUUAUGUCACCUAAAAUGACCUCCCCGAUGCAUCCCAGCGGAGGUAGUUUUGAACGAAGCAGUGAAGAUAGAAGAGGCAAAGGUAGCGGCGUCGGGGGUGUAAGACGUGACCGAGAAUUAAUAGGUGUCAUCGUUAAAAUAACAAGUGGACCUUAUAAAGGAAAUGUGGGUUUCGUGAAAGAUGCGACGCAGACGACAGCACGAGUGGAAUUGCAUUCAACGUGUCAUACCAUCUCGGUUGAUCGUUCUCAUAUAGCAAGCGUCGGAGUUUUAACAAGGGAUGGUAGCUUCAGCAGCUACAACAGAACUCCAAAUGAAAUCGGUGGACAAACGCCGACGUACGAAAAUGGUUCUCGUACUCCGCAUUACGGUUCAUUGACACCAUCUCAAGAUGGCUCACGAACACCAGGUCAAUCUGGAAUCUGGGAUCCGACAAUUGGUAACACACCCGCUAGGAUGAACGAAUUCGAUGAAUAUAACAUAGAGGAGAAUAGCUUACUUAAUUAUCCUCUUAAAUAUCCUUCUACUGAAGAACCAUUUAUUCCACAGACUCCGAACAUUAUAUAUGGCUCGGAACAAAGCUUCGAUUCAUGUUCAUCGAGUACUAUGGAAAAUUCAUCUACUGUAUACUCAAAUCCUGAAAAUUACGUUGCUACUCCGUCUACAACGAAUACUGGAUAUGUCAACAACACGUUGACGAUGCUAAACAAUUAUACACCUAAUAGUCCAUACAAUCCACUAACACCUCAUUCAGAAAUGGACGCAGAUAACGAUUCUGAUUGGCAUACAACAGAUAUUGAAGUUCGCAUUCGUGACACCCACAAUGAUUCUGCUCUCGUUGGACAACAAGGAGUUAUCCAACAAAUUUCAGGUAAUAUGUGCAGUGUUUAUCUACCUACGGAAGAUCGAGUAGUGAGCAUAGUAUGUAAACAAUUAGAACCUGUAAAACCGUCAAGUGGCGAUCGAGUCAAAGUGAUUCAAGGUGAAGACCGUGAAGUCGUCGGCACUUUACUUUCGAUUGACAAUCAAGAGGGAGUGGUAAAGCUUAUUAAUACGGACGAGAUAAAAUUCUUCCAAUUUCGAUUGUUAGGUAAAAUGAAAGACAAAUAGCAUAGAAUGAUACAAAAACUU